GCACGCGCCGCAGCGCGGCCGCUGGCGCUCGGGCAUCCCUUACGCUGAAUGCGUGGGGAGGCCGCCGGACGCGCGCACGCGCAGGAACCUUGCUUGGGUCGCCUGCGGGAGGGGGAGGCGGCGGAGGCGGCGGCGGCGGUGGCGGUGGCGGCGGAGCAGCAGAACAUGAAUGGAGCAAAAUGGCGGAUCAUGUGCAGAGUCUAGCCCAGCUAGAGAAUCUGUGCAAGCAACUAUAUGAGACAACGGACACCACUACACGGCUCCAGGCAGAGAAAGCCCUGGUUGAAUUUACUAACAGCCCGGAUUGCUUGAACAAGUGCCAGCUUCUCCUUGAAAGAGGGAGUUCGUCAUAUUCCCAAUUAUUGGCAGCUACAUGCCUUACAAAACUGGUGUCACGCACAAACAACCCUUUGCCCUUGGAACAACGCAUAGACAUACGGAAUUAUGUGCUCAAUUAUCUCGCUACCAGACCUAAGUUGGCCACGUUUGUUACACAAGCACUAAUUCAGCUGUAUGCCAGAAUCACAAAACUGGGCUGGUUUGACUGUCAGAAGGAUGAAUAUGUUUUCAGAAAUGUCAUCACUGAUGUCACAAGAUUUUUGCAGGACAGUGUUGAGCACUGCAUCAUUGGAGUGACAAUCUUGUCUCAGCUAACAAAUGAAAUUAAUCAAGUAAGUGCUUCAGCCUUCCUCAGUGAAGCAGACACUACACAUCCUUUGACCAAACACAGGAAAAUUGCUUCCUCAUUCCGAGACUCAUCGUUGUUUGAUAUUUUUACCCUCUCCUGCAAUUUAUUGAAACAGGCUUCAGGGAAAAACCUGAAUUUGAACGAUGAAAGUCAGCACGGUCUCCUUAUGCAGCUCCUGAAGCUCACACACAAUUGUUUGAACUUUGACUUCAUUGGCACAUCAACCGACGAGUCCUCUGACGACCUCUGCACGGUGCAGAUCCCCACCAGCUGGAGAUCAGCCUUUCUAGAUUCCUCCACCCUGCAGUUGUUUUUUGACCUGUACCAUUCCAUCCCUCCCACUUUUUCACCCCUGGUCUUGUCGUGCCUAGUGCAAAUUGCUUCCGUCCGGCGGUCCCUAUUUAACAAUGCCGAAAGAGCCAAGUUCCUGUCGCACCUGGUCGAUGGGGUCAAGCGCAUCCUGGAGAAUCCCCAAAGCUUGUCAGACCCAAACAACUACCACGAGUUCUGUCGGCUUUUAGCUCGCCUGAAAAGCAAUUAUCAGCUAGGGGAGCUGGUCAAGGUGGAAAACUAUCCUGAGGUCAUCCGACUCAUCGCCAACUUCACUGUCACCAGCUUGCAGCACUGGGAGUUUGCGCCGAACAGCGUGCACUACCUCCUCAGUCUGUGGCAGCGGCUGGCAGCCUCUGUUCCCUACGUUAAAGCCACCGAGCCGCACAUGCUGGAGACGUACACGCCAGAGGUUACCAAAGCAUACAUCACCUCCAGGCUGGAGUCCGUCCACAUCAUUCUCAGAGAUGGCCUGGAAGAUCCCCUGGAUGACACGGGUUUGGUGCAGCAGCAGCUCGACCAGCUCUCCACCAUUGGGCGCUGCGAAUACGAGAAGACCUGCGCCCUCCUGGUGCAGCUGUUCGACCAGUCCGCCCAGACCUACCAGGAGCUGCUGCAGAGCGCCACGGCCAUCCCCGUGGAUGUGGCCGUCCAAGAAGGGCGCCUCACCUGGCUGGUCUACAUCAUUGGGGCCGUGAUUGGCGGGCGAGUAUCCUUUGCCAGCACAGACGAACAAGAUGCCAUGGAUGGCGAACUGGUCUGUCGGGUCCUGCAACUCAUGAACUUGACCGAUUCACGCCUUGCUCAGGCGGGCAAUGAGAAGCUGGAGCUGGCCAUGCUGAGCUUCUUUGAGCAGUUCCGAAAAAUCUACAUCGGAGACCAGGUGCAGAAAUCCUCUAAGCUGUAUCGCCGGCUCUCAGAAGUCCUGGGGCUGAAUGACGAGACCAUGGUGCUGAGCGUCUUCAUAGGGAAAAUAAUCACUAACCUGAAGUACUGGGGACGGUGUGAGCCCAUCACCUCCAAGACGUUGCAGCUCCUCAACGACCUCUCCAUUGGCUACAGCAGCGUUAGGAAACUGGUGAAACUGAGCGCUGUGCAGUUCAUGCUGAACAAUCACACGAGCGAGCACUUUUCCUUCUUGGGCAUUAACAAUCAAUCCAACCUGAGUGAUAUGCGAUGUCGGACUACGUUCUAUACGGCACUUGGGCGCCUCCUCAUGGUGGACCUCGGGGAGGAUGAAGACCAGUAUGAGCAGUUCAUGUUACCCCUCACGGCUGCCUUCGAAACUGUGGCACAGAUGUUCAGCACCAACACCUUCAAUGAGCAGGAGGCAAAGAGGACGUUGGUUGGCCUGGUGAGGGACCUGCGGGGGAUCGCCUUUGCCUUCAACGCCAAGACCAGCUUCAUGAUGCUCUUCGAGUGGAUCUACCCAGCCUACAUGCCAAUCUUGCAGCGGGCGGUUGAGCUCUGGUACCAUGACCCAGCCUGCACCACCCCUGUGCUCAAACUGAUGGCUGAGCUGGUGCACAACAGGUCCCAGAGGCUGCAGUUCGACGUCUCCUCCCCAAACGGCAUCCUGCUCUUCCGGGAGACCAGUAAAAUGAUCACUACCUACGGAAACCGUAUCCUGACUUUGGGGGAGGUUCCAAAAGACCAGGUCUAUGCCUUGAAGCUCAAGGGGGUUUCCAUCUGCUUCUCCAUGCUGAAAGCCGCCCUGAGUGGCAGCUACGUCAACUUUGGUGUCUUCCGCCUCUAUGGGGACGAUGCCCUGGACAACGCCUUGCAGACUUUCAUCAAGCUCCUGCUCUCCAUCCCACACAGCGACCUGCUGGAUUAUCCUAAGCUCAGCCAGUCCUACUAUUCGUUACUGGAAGUUCUUACUCAAGAUCACAUGAAUUUUAUAGCUAGCCUGGAGCCCCAUGUAAUCAUGUAUAUUCUGUCUUCCAUUUCAGAAGGUCUCACAGCGCUAGAUACCAUGGUUUGCACUGGGUGCUGCUCCUGCUUAGACCACAUUGUCACUUACCUCUUCAAGCAGCUGUCCCGCAGUACCAAAAAGAGGUCUGCCCCAUUGACCCAGGAAAGCGACCGGUUCCUCCACAUCAUGCAGCAGCACCCCGAGAUGAUUCAACAGGUCAGGACAAGGAGGGCGGGAGGAAGGGGGUAUUUCUGGGGCCAGAGCCCUUUAGUUGAGUAAUGUAGGUGAGCCUAAAACGCUUGCCUGGAAUAUUUACACACAAAGAGUCACAGGAAGCGGUUCUUCCGUCCCCAGGAAACGACUGCAGCACUU
Notechis scutatus (mainland tiger snake) is the source of this 3305-nucleotide messenger RNA. Lineage: Eukaryota; Metazoa; Chordata; Lepidosauria; Squamata; Elapidae. The record is from RefSeq and is a predicted model, not a curated record.